CCAAGCACAUAUUUGCUAGUGCAUGAAGCUAGUCCAGGCACAAAAAUCAGUUAUCACGGGAGGUGUUGAAAUAAAAAAAAUUAGGAGUAUCAAAUCGAUAGACAUUCGUUUUUAAACCAACCAACAAACAAACAAAUGGAAAGGGAAUAAAUACCGGAGUAACUAAAAACACUAUACAAACUGUCUCUCCCGCCAUUAGUAUUAUGAAAUGCACUCUUCCAUUUUCUUCCUUCACCAACCCUUUUCGAUCCGAAAAUUAUCUCUACCAAUGCAAUCAACAAAUACAACGCCUUUUCAAAAUCGGCAAAAUCAACGAUGCCCGCAAAAUGUUCGACGAAAUGCCUCAACGAGAUGCGGUUUCUUGGAACUCAAUGAUCUCCGGUUACUGUCACAACGGGCUCCUUAACGAUGCCCGAGCACUCUUUGAUGUCUUUCAAGGCAAGAAUAUUAGGACUUGGACUUCGAUGUUAUCUGGGUAUGCGAAAAAUGGGAGGUUUUGUGAUGCUGUUGAUGUGUUUGAAGCAAUGCCGGAGAAGAAUGUUGUGUCGUAUAAUGCAAUGUUGAGUGGGUAUUUGGGGAUCGGUGAUUUUGUGAGUGCACGGAAGGUGUUUGAUGAAAUGGGUGAGAGAAAUGUUGCCUCUUGGAACGCGAUGAUUAAUGGGUAUGUGAAGGGUGGGAGGAUGAGGGAAGCGCAUGAGAUGUUUGAUGUAAUGCCAGAUAGAAAUGAGGUGUCGUAUACCAUUAUGAUUUCGGGAUGUGUUGGGGUGGGUGAGUUUGAGGAAGCGUGGAGGUGGUUUGUGGAUAUGCGUAGGAGGGGAGAGGUUAGGCCAGAUCAGAAGAUGUUCUUGGUGGCGUUAUCGGUGGUUAUUGGAUUGGAUAAUGUGGUGAUGCUAGCGAAUUUGGUGACAUUGGCGAUGAAAAUGGGGUAUAGUGAGGAUGUUGUGGUAGUAACUGCGAUUUUGAAUGCAUUUACGCAAAUUGGGAAUAUGGAUAUGGCGUUGAAGUUUUUUGAGAAUUUGCCUGAGAAGAACGAGUACUCGUGGACAACAAUGAUUUCAGCUCUCUGGCAAUGUGGAAGGUUGGAAGAUGCAGUUGCACUUUAUAGACAAGUUCCCGAACAGACUGUUGAGACACAAACUGCAAUGAUGACUGCAUAUGCUCAGAGUGGGAGGAUAGUUGAGGCAAGGCAAGUGUUUAACGACAUUAGGAACCCAAACGUCCUUAGUUGGAAUGCUCUGCUAGCUGGAUAUAUGCACAAUGGCAUGAUUGAGGAGGCUGAGGAGUUGUUCAAGCAAAUGCCUACAAGGAAUGUAGCAUCUUGGGGAGCAAUGAUUUCUGGGCUAAUGCAUAAUGCACAAAGUGUGGAAUCUCUGGAGUUGAUGGCUCAGAUGCAUAGAUUAGGUAACAUUCCAAGCGAUUCGAGCUUCACUAGUGCUCUUUUGGCAUGUGCAAACAUUGGAGACAUUGAGGUGGGGAGACAGAUACAUUCUCUUUCAUUCAAAGCAGGUUGCCAGUAUAAUCCAUAUGUCGGGAACGGAUUGAUAACUAUGUAUGCUAAAUGCAAGAACUUGGAAGAUGAUGCGGAAGCACUUGGCUUAACAAGAUCAGACAUAAUAUGCUCCCCCUCCAUCCCUGCAGGCCACUCUUAUAAUUUCAGGUUGGGGGAUGCUGUUAGAGUUUUCCAACAGAUGCAUAAUCGUGAUGUUGUGUCUUGGACUGCUGUGAUAUCAGCUUAUGUGCAAGGUGGGCGAGGAGAAAUUGCUCUUGAGUUAUUUCUUGACAUGUUUUAUCACGGAAUUAAGCCAAAUGAACUGACAGUCACUAGUCUAUUGAGUGCCACUGGGAGCCUCGGUGCAAAGAAGCUAGGUCAACAGCUUCAUGUCCUAACGUUUAAGCUUGGGAUGGAUUCACAGUUGUUUAUUGGUAAUGCACUCAGUGCAAUGUACUUCAAGUGUGGAUCUUUGGAUGGCAUUCAGGUUUUUGAUGAGAUGUUAGAACGAGAUAUUGUAACGUGGAAUGCUCUUUUGACUGGUUGUGCACAGAAUGGCUUAGGUAAAGAGGCUGUUUCUUAUUUUGAGAAACUGACAGCUGAAGGGUUUGUUCCGAAUCAAAUCACAUUUCUUGUGCUCUUGUGUGCUUGUGGACAUGCGGGGCUAGUGGAUGAAGGUUUGGCGUAUUUCAAUUCCAUGAGACAGAAAUACGGGAUUGUACCAGUACUAAAUCAUUAUACUGCAGUGGUAGAUCUUCUUGGGCGGGGUGGACGGCUCCUUGAAGCCGAGUCACUAAUUAAAGACAUGCCUAUGCAGCCAGAUACUGUAACUUGGGACGCCCUUCUUGCUGCCUGUCGAAAUCAUCAUGACACCAGUCUUGGGCAGAGAGUUGCAGAAAGGCUUUUUCACAUGGGUACAAAAGAGUCGGGAACCUAUGUUCUAUUAUCAAACAUAUAUGCUUCUCAAGGUAUGUGGGACAACGUCCGCAAAGUACGUGAAACAAUGCUGGAUCGAGAAGUAAAUAAAGAACCUGGAUUUAGCUGGAUCCAGAUCAAGAAUACGCUUUACUCUUUCCUCUCAGGGAAUAAGACAUGUGAUCAUGUUGAUGAGAUAUAUCCGAUGCUGAGAGAAUUCUGCACGAGCUUUCAAGCAGAGGGCUACAUCCCUGAGACAAAAUUUGUCCUCCGUGAUGUUGAGGAAGAGCAAAAGCAAAAUGAGCUUUUGUACCAUAGUGAGAAGAUUGCUGUUGUCUUUGGCAUCUUAAACACUCCGAAUGGAUCUCCUGUCGAGAUUAUGAAAAACCUCCGCAUAUGUGGUGACUGCCACACUUUUAUGAAAUUCUUUUCCAAAGCUACCCAUCGCAAGAUAAUAAUUCGAGAUGGAAAUAGAUUUCACCAUUUCUCUGAGGGAUUCUGUUCUUGUGGAGAUUAUUGGUGAUAAAUUCAUGAGAAAUCUUCAUCUGACUAACUGACGCGUAGCAUUCCUUCUGUGCCAGUCUGAUGGUUACUAUUGAUGAAUGCUGAAGCACAACGUUGUGAAAGGCUUCUUUUAGCAAAUUGAAGUGGAUUUGCUGAUAUGGUCCUUUCAUUCAGGAAACCCGUCAAGACCAGGAAUGGAGGCAGCAACAACAUACCCAGUGUAAUUUUACAAGGGAGGUUUGAGGAGGGUAGAGUGCACGCAGACCUUACCCCUACCUUGGGAGGUAAAGAAGUCGUUUCUGAUAAACCCUCAAGACCAGGAAUUGAGGCAGCUACGGAUUUACUUCAACCUUUAUACUCACUCAAUUUGGGGACAUUGAGAUAUUAAGUUCGUAAGGUAGCAUCAUCCAUAUUCUACACUACAAAUGCAUAUAAAUGGAGGCAAUACGAGGCCAUGUGAAUGUUGAUAUGGAAACUAAGGCACCUCAAACAGUGGCUUUUGUUAAAUGGUCCAUAGCUUCGGGUACAAUCCCAACAAGAAGAUAGUAUAAGGAGCCGGAGUCACAUUUUUUUUCAGUUCAUUCUCGUGUAAGAGGCAUGGCCGGGAGGAGCCGAGGAGGCGGAUCAUCUAUCAUUGCUUGCACCACAAUUUUUGCACAGGAAUUAUGAGCUUAGUUUGUUCCAUAUAUAUUGUAUGUGUCCUAAGUUAUCAUGAACUAAACUGGCAGCCAAAGUUUGGCAAGUUGGAGAAUGAGGAAGUAGAACCGUGAAAGAAAAAUUGAACUUCUUGAAUAUUGCUCCUCUUAGGACUUUUAGGUUGACUUAGAGAGAAGAAAAUGAUUGAAUUGCUUUUAGGGGUCGUUUGGUUCGAAGACAAGUUAUGUUGUGAUUGGUUAUAUGGGGAUAAGUUAUUAUGGGAUUAAUUAUAUUGAAAUUAUUUCUUAUUGAUUGUUUGAUUUGUCAUAUUCAAAAUAAUAUGCAUUGCAUGAUUGCAAAGAAUAAUUUGCUUGUUUAUAAAAAUAGCUUCUACCUUA
This is a messenger RNA of Capsicum annuum, 3942 nucleotides long. RefSeq names its product pentatricopeptide repeat-containing protein At4g02750-like. The transcript has a single exon. NCBI's taxonomy places the organism in Eukaryota, Viridiplantae, Streptophyta, Magnoliopsida, Solanales, Solanaceae. Bases 204 to 2927 code for a protein of 907 amino acids. Gene Ontology annotation, biological process: RNA modification. The record is from RefSeq and is a predicted model, not a curated record. Gene Ontology annotation, molecular function: RNA binding; zinc ion binding; protein binding.